Messenger RNA from Zasmidium cellare ATCC 36951, 1701 nucleotides. RefSeq lists its product as uncharacterized. The transcript is spliced from 7 exons. The coding region runs from base 1 to 1701 and encodes 566 amino acids. The record is from RefSeq and is a predicted model, not a curated record. Lineage: Eukaryota; Fungi; Ascomycota; Dothideomycetes; Mycosphaerellales; Mycosphaerellaceae.
AUGCUUCGCUGCAUGAGCACUUCAUGUCAGUACAUUGCUGACCUGGUCCUGCCCGCCGCCGCGACACACCUGGUCCGUGAAAGCACUGGCCGGUUCUCGAUUCGUCAGAACAUCGCUGAACCAGAGAAGAUCCUAGCUCGCAUCGAGCAGCGACACCUGUCUCUAUACCUCGAGACCGCCUUCGCCAUCGUCUUGGAGCCUCGCCCUGGUGCCUACCUCACGCCAGCGAGCAGCACGACUCCGCAAGGCCACGUUCUCCUCAGCGACGGAGAUUGUCUUCACUUCACCGAACACUAUCUGAAAGUGCUGUACACUACACAGCAGCCGACAAUGCCGCCUCUUCCUUCAUCUCCUGUGGCAGAGGCGCGAGACUCCCCACCCGCGAAAGAGGACUCUGAGACUGAGGCGAGUGACGACGGCAUAGCCACCUCACCGACUGCGGAGAAGGCGCUUGGAAACAGCAAGACGUCCACCACCAAGCACACCACAAAUAGCGUUGAAGCAGAUGAUGUUGCCCCAGAUGGUUCAGCAUCUAAAGAGAUUACGUUCCAGGAUACUGCCUCCGACUCAGAGGUUAUGAUGUCGACUCCCAAGCCUCACAUCAAGUAUGGCAAGAAAGACGCUAGCCGUCGUGCUAAGAGCGCGAUUCCUUCAGACGCCACCGAGCCAACUUCUUCUGCUGUUGCUAAGCAGGCGGCGACGCUGUCGGUCAGAGGAAGUAUCAUUCCAGAUGACGAUGCCGACACUGACAGCAAGAGCAUCACGUCCAACGGCAAGCUAUCCGCAGUCAAGAGAGGCACGAAGCGCAAGGCCCCGCCACGACCAAAGAGCGCUGAAGACACUUAUCGCGUGUCGACAGAGGAUGACGAUCCUCCGCCCAAGAAGGCUCGGUUGCCAAAAGCUGCGCGAGAGGAGACUCCAGGGGAAGAGAUUGCUGUUGCAACCCGGUCCGUCCAGAAGACAGGCCCCCAGCGGUCCAGCGGUCGGGAAAGCAGGGCUACCUCUGGCAACGAUUCACCAAUUUCAACACCAUCGUCACUGGUCGAUACACCAUCGAAGGUCCUCAUCACCAUGUGCAACCCCAAUGGAAAGAUCAGGGGGUGGUUCAAAAGAAAGAUGACGGUGGUUGAGGAGAUUCCCGGCAAGCGCACCAACUUCGUUUGCGUCACACGCCAUAAGGACCUUCCAACUACUGCGAAGAUCUUGAAGACGCUUGUUGCUGGAAAGCCUGUUCUGAGCGUCCAGUGGAUCAUCGACUCGCACAGAGAAGGCACCAUCCUGGACCCUUCCAGCUACAAGCACUCUGAGGUGGAAGGCAGCGACGAAGCUAAUGACGACCGACGCUCCCUCUUCAAGGGCAAGACCUUGUUCUUCACCAAUGCGGCCGUCAACAGCUACAACCAAGGUUGGGACGCAAUCAAGGAAGUGGCCCAAGAAGCUGGUGCAACAGCUAUCCAAGACGGAACCGCUACAAAGGGAAACGAAUUGACGCCAAAGCAUAACGUGCUCCUCUUUGGAGAUGGACCCGAGGACGGCCCAGCCCGCACACUCAUCAAGGAGCAUGGACGGACGGUGUACGACAAGGCCAUGUUCGCGCAAGCGAUCAUUCGGGCGGAGCUGGACCUGGAUGAUGACGAGUUCAAGCUGAAGGGUAGCAGCAGCGACACGAAAGCUACUGCUAAUGGCAGGAGGAAGAGAUAG